UAUAAACUAAGUCGCAUCAGCGGAGAAGCGCAUCAGUGUGAAGUUAUCAGUUGAGAGUUAAAGUGGUUCGUGGAGCUUUGCAUAUUCUGAAUCAAUAUGGCUAGAAUCGUUACGUUAGGGCUUCUAGUAGUGCUAUGUCUCGGGACAGUCCACCCCCAGUUGGUUUGCUAUCAGUGCGAUGAUUGUGAGUUCCAGCAAGAAAUCCCAGUCGUCUGCGGAGACAUUGACUUCACAACCACAACACCAACGGAUACAACCUGUCCGACCUGUGCUCCGGAACCGACGCUUCCCACGACGCCCGAAUGGACAACUUCCACACCCGACACUACCUGUCCAACCUGUGAACCUACGAUUCCCACCACUCCCAUCCCAACAACUUCAACACCGGACACAACGUGCCCCACGUGUGCUCCAACCCUGCCCACCUCUCCCAUCCCGACCACCUCAACACCCAUCCCAACGACAGCCACACCGGAGACCACGUGUCCAACCUGUGCUCCCACACUUCCCACCUCUCCCAUCCCGACCACCUCAACACCCAUCCCAACGACAGCCACACCGGAGACCACGUGUCCAACCUGUGCUCCAACACUUCCCACCUCUCCCAUUCCAACCACAUCCACACCGGUCGAAACUUCCACCCCAGAUACCACCUGUCCGACGUGUGCUCCUACCCUGCCCACCACACCACCCCUUACCACCUCCACACCUCUGGCCACCACGACGCUGGCACCGCCAACGCCUACAACAUCCACCACGACCACACCGUCCUGUCCGGCCGGCUGCUGUCCUUGCUUUGGGGCACGCUCCACCUCCAUCUUUACGAUGGCAGCACGUGCCACCAAGAAUGCGCUGAUGGAUGAGUUUGAAGAGGACAUUCGCUCACCGCGCCAACUGCCACUUCCGAUCUAUGUGUGCUACACGACCGAACGAUUUGUGAGCAACCGACGCGUGAUCAGUCGCGGUUGUACGAAGCGACAGCAAUCGCUAACCGACACCUGCACACAGCUCAACGGUGGCCAGACGUACGAACAGUGUUCGCUCUGCUCGUGGCAGCUGUGCAACCGAUAGGACGGGGGGGUAGUGUCAAAGCGACCUAUUGUUGCCCGUGUAUCUCUCCUAUUAUUGUACUGUUAUGGAGCUCUUCGGUUCGUAGAGGAGCGUAGAUCAUCAAUCAUCGAAGAUAGUGACACCAGUAGCUGCUAGAAGCUUCCCCAUCUCAGGCGGAAGUAUAUCGAAAUAAAGCAAACUCUAUGAUAAGCACUCAAA
Anopheles stephensi (Asian malaria mosquito) is the source of this 1269-nucleotide messenger RNA. Its product is annotated as hepatitis A virus cellular receptor 1-like. Bases 97 to 1071 code for a protein of 324 amino acids. The transcript has 3 exons. Lineage: Eukaryota; Metazoa; Arthropoda; Insecta; Diptera; Culicidae. The record is from RefSeq and is a predicted model, not a curated record.